AUGGAGAGCGCCCGGCUUCUCGCUCUCCUGAGCGCCACCUUCGUGCUGCUUCUCGGGGCCCGCGGCCAGGAGGAGCCGGAGCUGCAGCCUCGCGCCCUGGACCUUUACCCCACCAUGGAGGACACGUCCCACGAGAAAGAGCUGAUCGAGGCGCUGCAGGAAGUCCUGGAGAAGCUGAAAAGUAAAAGGAUCCCAGUUUACGAGAAGAAGUUCGGCCAAGUCCCCAUGUGUGAUGCUGGCGAGCAGUGUGCAGUGAGGAAAGGAGCUAGAAUUGGGAAGCUCUGCGACUGUCCAAGAGGAACUUCUUGUAACUCUUUUCUUUUGAAAUGCUUAUAA
Molecule: messenger RNA, 336 nt
Organism: Emys orbicularis (European pond turtle)
Lineage: Eukaryota; Metazoa; Chordata; Testudines; Emydidae
Gene: CARTPT
Product: CART prepropeptide
Exons: 3
Coding region: 1-336 (111 amino acids)
Biological process (GO): positive regulation of MAPK cascade; cellular response to starvation; negative regulation of appetite
Molecular function (GO): neuropeptide hormone activity
Source: RefSeq, a predicted model, not a curated record